AUGUCGAUAGCAGACGGAAGUUACGCUCGAGGCGACCUCCUAGAAGGCUGCAAAGAGCUUAUCCCAGGUCUCCAAAACGCCUACGGAUACGUCCCCAGCAUCGCAGCGGGCAUCGUCUUUGAUCUUAUCUUUGCCGGCACUGGCAUCUACCACAUUGUCCGUUCGUUCCAGAAGCGCAAAGCCACGUCUUACCUGCUGGCAAUUGCGUCGUACGUCGAGCUUGUCGGAUGGAUUGGUCGUACAUGGUCCAAUAAGUGUCCCUACAACAAAAUCGCCUUUCUUCUGCAAAUUACCACACUCGUCGUCGGCCCAAUCUUUGUCGCUGCUGCCAUCUACGUCACACUUGGAUACCUCAUCAAAUCCAUCGGCCCUCAGUACUCGGUCAUCCGUCCUAAGCUCUAUCUCUGGGUCUUCCUCGUUGUCGAUGUUGUCGCUCUCCUCAUCCAAGCUGGCGGUGGUGGUCUAGCUGCGGGCGCUGCCAACAAGGGCAAGGACACCAAGCCGGGUACCAGAUUGAUGGUCGCCGGUAUCAUCUUUCAACUCGUCUUCAUGACCAUCUUCUGCACUCUCUUCGCCAUCUUCAUCAAGCGAACUCGCGGGCUUACCCUUGCAAAGGGUCAACGUUUCUGUAUCUACGCCACCGUCGUUUCCGUCGUCUUCGUUUACAUCCGAUGUAUCUACCGAACGGUCGAGCUUCUUGAGGGUUGGGAUGGACACUUGCUCAAGACUGAAGGAUACUUUAUUGGUCUCGAUGGUGUUUGCAUUGCCGUCGCUAUUCUUGUCUUUUGCGUUUUUGACCCGGCCGUUCUCCUCGAAUUCAAGGACCCCAUGGCUGGUGAGCAGUCCUUCAACGAGCUCAACACUGUAUCUACCAAAUAG
This is a messenger RNA of Fusarium coffeatum, 879 nucleotides long. RefSeq lists its product as uncharacterized. The transcript has a single exon. Gene Ontology annotation, cellular component: plasma membrane; fungal-type vacuole. Lineage: Eukaryota; Fungi; Ascomycota; Sordariomycetes; Hypocreales; Nectriaceae. The record is from RefSeq and is a predicted model, not a curated record. Bases 1 to 879 code for a protein of 292 amino acids.